Danio rerio (zebrafish) is the source of this 2472-nucleotide messenger RNA. RefSeq names its product polymerase (DNA directed), delta 1, catalytic subunit (gene pold1). Gene Ontology annotation, cellular component: nucleus; delta DNA polymerase complex. Gene Ontology annotation, molecular function: DNA polymerase activity; nucleotide binding; DNA-directed DNA polymerase activity. Lineage: Eukaryota; Metazoa; Chordata; Actinopteri; Cypriniformes; Danionidae. The record is from RefSeq and is marked provisional. Gene Ontology annotation, biological process: DNA biosynthetic process.
AGGUGUGUUUCCGGAGCCGGAGGUCGACCCUGUGAUUCAGAUCGCCUCUAUGGUGCAGCGUCAGGGAGAGAAGGAACCGUUUAUUCGGACAGUCUUCACCUUGCAGAGCUGUGCCAGUAUAGUGGGCUCUCAGAUUCUCUGCUUCACCCAGGAGAAACUAAUGCUGCAGAGUUGGGCUGAGUUCAUGAGGACUGUGGACCCUGACAUCAUCACUGGCUACAAUAUCCAAAACUUUGACCUUCCAUAUCUCCUCAACAGAGCUGCAACCUUAAAGGUGAAUAUGUUCCCGUAUCUGGGCCGUGUGUGGGGCUGUAAAUCAGUUCUGAAGGACUCCAGCUUCCAGAGCAAGCAGAUGGGCCGCAGAGAGAACAAAACCAUCAAUAUGGAGGGACGUGUGCAGUUUGACCUGCUGCAGGUGCUGCUCAGGGAUUACAAACUGCGCUCUUACACACUAAACGCCGUCAGUUUCCAUUUUCUGCAGGAGCAGAAGGAGGAUGUGCAGCAUUCGAUCAUCACAGACCUACAGAAUGGGAAUGAGCAGACACGCAGGCGUUUGGCCGUAUACUGUCUGAAGGAUGCGUAUCUGCCCCUGCGUUUGCUGCAGAAGUUGAUGUGUGUCAUUAACUACAUGGAAAUGGCCAGAGUCACCGGAGUUCCCCUGACGUACCUGCUUUCUCGCGGACAGCAGAUUAAAGUGGUUUCACAGCUCCUCAGACAGGCUAUGAAGCAGGAUCUGGUGAUGCCGGUGGUGAAGACUGAGGGAGGGGAGGACUACACCGGAGCCACUGUCAUUGAACCAGAGAAAGGGUAUUACAGUGUUCCUAUAGCAACUCUGGAUUUCUCCUCUCUGUAUCCCUCCAUCAUGAUGGCUCAUAACUUAUGUUACACUACACUCCUGCAGAAGAGCCAGAUUGAAAAACUGGGUUUGGGUCCAGAUGAUUUUAUCAAGACCCCCACCGGUGAUUUGUUUGUAAAGAGCUCAGUGAGAAAAGGUCUUCUCCCUGAGAUCCUGGAAAACCUGCUGAGCGCCAGGAAAAGGGCAAAGGCAGAGCUGAAGAAAGAGACGGACCCCUUUAAAAAGCAGGUGCUGGACGGAAGGCAGUUGGCUUUGAAGAUCAGCGCAAACUCAGUGUACGGCUUCACCGGGGCUCAGGUCGGCAAACUGCCCUGUCUGGAGAUCUCACAGAGCGUCACAGGCUUUGGCCGGCAGAUGAUUGAACAGACCAAACAGCUCGUGGAAUCAAGAUACACACUAGAUAAUGGCUACCAGGCCGAUGCAAAGGUCAUCUAUGGAGACACAGACUCUGUGAUGGUGAAACUGGGUGUUGCAACUGUGCAGGAAGCAAUGAAUCAGGGAAAGGAGGCUGCUGAAUGGGUCUCCUCCCACUUCGUUCCACCAAUUAAAUUAGAAUUUGAGAAGGUGUAUUACCCGUAUCUGUUAAUUAAUAAAAAGCGGUACGCCGGGCUGUAUUUCUCCUCCAGUGCUGAACAUCAUGAUAAGAUGGACUGCAAAGGAAUAGAGACCGUGAGGCGAGACAACUGCCCUCUAGUGGCCAACCUCAUCAACACAUGCCUCCAAAACAUCCUCAUUGACAGAGACCCCGACGGAGCAGUAACUCAUGCUAAAGAGGUGAUCUCAGACCUUCUGUGCAACCGCAUUGACAUCAGUCAGCUGGUCAUUACUAAGGAGCUCACGCGCACAGCACAGGAGUAUGCAGGAAAACAGGCCCACGUCGAACUAGCUGAGAGGAUGCGUAAGCGGGAUGCCGGUAGUGCUCCAAAUCUCGGAGAUCGAGUGCCGUACGUCAUCAUCAAAGCAGCAAAGGGAGUUGCGGCGUAUAUGAAAUCAGAGGACCCCAUCUAUGUGCUGGAGAACAACAUCCCUAUAGACACGCAGUACUACCUGGAGCAGCAGCUCUCCAAACCAUUACUGCGCAUCUUCGAGCCCAUUCUGGGGGAGAGCAAAGCUGAGAGUGUGUUACUGAAGGGAGAUCACACCCGCUGUAAGACGGUCUUGACCUCCCGAGUCGGUGGUCUCAUGGCUUUCGCUCAGAAACGAAGCACUUGCAUCGGCUGCAGAGCUGUGCUGAAAACCGAUGUGGCUGUAUGCGACUUCUGCAAAAAGAGAGAAUCUGAGCUCUAUCAAAAGGAGAUUGCUCAUCUGUCGACACUAGAGGAGAAAUUCUCUCGCCUGUGGACUCAGUGUCAGCGCUGUCAGGGUUCACUUCAUGAAGACGUGCUUUGCACCAGUCGAGAUUGCCCCAUCUUCUACAUGAGGAAGAAGGUGCAGAAAGAUUUAGACGAUCAGGAGAAGCUCGUCUCCCGUUUCGGCUGGUGAUCAAUGACCAUUUUUUUCCUUCUCAACAUUCAUUUCUCGACGUCUUCUUACCUCAAAGAUGGAGUCUGUCAAACUCCAGAUUGUAAAGAAUCUUCAUUUUGUAGUGGCUGAAUAAAUAAGUGCAUUUUUGUAAA